Molecule: messenger RNA, 1054 nt
Organism: Fulmarus glacialis (Northern fulmar)
Lineage: Eukaryota; Metazoa; Chordata; Aves; Procellariiformes; Procellariidae
Product: toll-like receptor 6
Exons: 3
Source: RefSeq, a predicted model, not a curated record
CCCAGUUUUCAGAAGCAUGCUUCACAAAUAUGGAUCACACUACGUGACUUACACACUUACCAGGAAAAAGUCUCUGAAGUUUCCCAUUAAGGAUAUUCUAAAGUUUGAAGGUACUCGUAAAUAAUUUGACUGAAUGCCAACAUAUAGGAAUGAGAGAGAAAAUUAAGCACGUGGAAGAAUCAUAUCCUUCUUUCACCUAGUCCCUGGAUAUUGCUGAAAUUUUGUCCUAAGAAGAAAUAAUGAUUUGAAGGAUUAGAACAAAGAUGGACAGAUAAGAAAAGUAUUGAGCAUCUCCAAGGAAACAGAAACCAAUAUGACAAAAAAUAUGAUCAGAAACUUUUUUCUUUACAAGUGUCUGUUUGCCUUAACUUUUUGGAACCAUAUCAGCCUGUCUGUGGAAAAUGAACUCUUUACAUCUGUUUCUAACGAUUUUCCAGAAGAUGGUUCUGACAAAAAAAUCAAGAGCCUACCACUCCUGUAUACAAACAGUCAUCAGUCCAAAGCUAAUUUUGACUGGGUUGUGAUACAAAAUACUACAGAAAGCCUGUCAUUGUCAGAAAUCACAAAUGACAAUGUAAAAAAAUUAGUAGCUUUAUUAUCUGAUUUCAAACAAGGCUCCAGGUUACAAAAUCUGACACUGACAAAUGUGUCAGUGGACUGGAAGAAUCUUAUUGAAAUUUUUCAGACUGUAUGGAACUCAUCCAUUGAAUACUGCAAUAUUAACAGUGUAACACAAUUGUCGGACAUUGAAAGCUAUGACUUUGACUAUUCAGGUACCUCUUUAAAAGCAUUGACAGUGAAGAAAGUUUUAAUCACAACUCUGUACUUCUCACAGGAUGACCUAUACAAAUUAUUUGCAAACAUGAAUAUUGCAGCCUUGACAAUAGCAGAAUCAGAGAUGAUACAUAUGCUGUGUCCUUCGUCUGACAGUCCCUUUAGAUACUUAAAUUUUUUAAAGAAUGAUUUAACAGAUCUUCUUUUUCAAAAAUGUGACAAAUUAAUUCAACUGGAGACAUUAAUCUUGCAGAAGAAUAAAUUUGAGAGCCUUUCCAAG